Messenger RNA from Apodemus sylvaticus (European woodmouse), 3471 nucleotides. RefSeq names its product immunity related GTPase Q (gene Irgq). The transcript is spliced from 3 exons. NCBI's taxonomy places the organism in Eukaryota, Metazoa, Chordata, Mammalia, Rodentia, Muridae. The record is from RefSeq and is a predicted model, not a curated record. Gene Ontology annotation, molecular function: GTP binding. The coding region runs from base 364 to 2115 and encodes 583 amino acids.
UGCUCCGUACAACGCUAAGCUUACUGCGUGGGCGCGUUGCUUCCUGUCCCGGUUUGCCGUACAAGCCUUAACUUACUGCGCAGGCGUAUUGGUUGCUGGUCGCGGUGAGGCACCGCCCCAAAACUUUCUGCGCACGCGCCUGGGCUUUAUUGUGCCUUUUCCCAAACAGCCUUAGCUAGAAAGAAAGGGCUGCCAAAAAAUUCUGUGUCUCCGCCGGUCUUCGAAGGAAUGACGUCAGUAUAGAGCCACCUGAAGGAGUCCGGAUGUCUCUAAAUCCGGACACUCCUGCCCCGUCAGCCUCGUCAGCUGCUCUUAAGGGGCUGGGCCUCGGGGCUCUCCAGGCGUGCCACCUCUCUGCUAGCUAUGCCUCUGCCUCAAGGUGACGUGACAGCCUUAUUCUUGGGGCCUCCCGGCUCCGGAAAGUCUGCCCUGAUCGCCGCGUUAUGCGGUAAGAAUGUAGACACAGUAGAGAUUCCCGAUGGACGGCCGGACUCUGGAGUCCCCAGCCUGAGAGCUGCGGCUCCGGGCCUCUUCCUGGGUGAGCUGAGUUGCCCACCCGCAGCUCCAGGGCCCUGGGCGGCGGAGGCCAACUUGCUGGUAUUGGUGCUACCGGGAUCUGAGGGGAGCGAGCAGCCCUUGACCCCAGCUCUGGGAGAGGCGGCGCGGGCCGCCCUGGCCAGAGGAACCCCGCUGCUGGCUGUACGGAAUCUGCGCCCUGGAGAGUCCCAGAAUGCAGCUCAGGCCCGGGAUGAGACUGCGGCCUUGCUGGACAGUGCUGGCUUAGGAGCUACGCCUCUCUUCGUGCUGCCGGCGGAUUGCAGCAGCAGUGACCGCUGCGAGGAGCUGGAGCGCCUGCAGGUGGUGCUGCGGACCCAGGCGGAGGCGCUGCAGAGGCUCCUGCCUCCUGCCCAGGAUGGCUUCGAGGUGCUGGGCGCAGCAGAGCUGGAAGCUGUUCGUGAGGCCUUCGAGACCGGUGGCCUGGAGGCGGCGCUGUCGUGGGUGCGCGCUGGUUUGGAGCGCCUGGGCAGUGCACGGCUGGACUUGGCGGUGGCCGGCACCGCCAACGUAGGCCUUGUGCUGGACAUGCUGCUGGGAUUGGAUCCUGGGGACCCAGGUGCUGCGCCUGCCUCGGCACCCACUGGGCCCACCCCUUAUCCUGCUCCAGAGCGCCCCAACGUAGUGCUCUGGACCGUUCCCCUGGGCCCCACGGCCACAUCCCCUGCCGUCACCCCUCACCCGACCCACUACGAUGCCCUGAUCCUCGUCACCCCUGGGGCUCCCACGGAGGAGAACUGGGCCCAGGUCCGCUCAUUGGUAUCCCCAGAUGCUCCACUCGUCGGUGUGCGCAUGGAUGGCCAGGGCGAAGAUCCGCCCGAGGUUCUGGAAGAAGAAAAGGCCCAGAGUGCAAGCGAUGGGAACUCAGAGGAUGCACGCAGCGAAGGAAAGAAAGCUGGCAUCGGGGACUCGGGGUGCACUGCCUCUCGGAGCCCGGAGGAUGAGCUGUGGGAGGUGCUGGAGGAGGCGCCUCCGCCCGUGUUCCCGCUGCGGCCCGGCGGUCUCCCGAGCCUGGGGACCUGGCUGCAGCGCUCACUGCCCACAGCUCAGGCCGGCGCGCUGCUGCUGGCGCUGCCACCCGCAAGUCCCCGGGCGGCGCGGAGGAAGGCGGCAGCGUUGCGGGCAGGGGCGUGGAGGCCAGCCCUGCUGGCUAGCCUGGCGGCGGCCGCAGCUCCGGUACCAGGGCUGGGCUGGGCUUGCGAUGUGGCGCUUCUCCGGGGACAGCUGGCCGAGUGGAGGCGCGCGCUAGGCCUCGAACCCGCUGCCGUGGCACGACGUGAGCGCGCCUUGGGCCUGGCUCCUGGAGUGCUGGCCACGCGCACGCGCUUCCCGGGCCCGGUGACACGAGCCGAGGUAGAGGCCAGGCUGGGGUCCUGGGCCGGUGAGGGCACGGCGGGAGGUGCCGCAUUGGGCGCGCUCUCCUUCCUAUGGCCCGCGGGUGGUGCUGCGGCAACUGGUGGGCUGGGUUACCGUGCCGCGCACGGUGUACUGCUGCAAGCCCUAGAUGAGAUGCUGGCUGAUGCUGAGGCGGUGCUGGGACCCCCAGAGCCCAAGCAGUGAGGGGUGCAGUGGGGCUUGGGGUAUCUGGUGACUUGGUUCUGGACCCCACAGCCUCUGAGAUUAAGAGUGAAGUUUUGUUACUCAGACCCGGAAACUUGAAGGAGACAGACAUCUCAUUGAGACCCGAGACGUGCAGUCGCCCGAUUUCCUGGGUUCUGAAUGGGUGUAGGAUCUAUGCUCCAGAAGCGUGUCAUCCAGAUACCAAUGCAGUAAAGGGAGUUGAGGGCCCGGGACUCUUAGAAAUGGGAGCCCCUUGGCGUCCAGCUGACACCUGAUCGUGGAUCUCUAGAAGCCUUUAUCCCCGCCUGCCUGUGAGUGAACCUAUCGCUAGGGACCUGGCGCUGCAGGGUGUUAGAACCCUUGGAGUGCUGGGUCCCAAAAGGAAACGAAAUAUAAGUUGCCCGAUGAAAGAACAGAUUUGCGGGAGCUGUUGAGAGUCUUAGGAAAACGUCUGGCUCCUAAGAAGGCUCUGGAGAUUGGUGGUCAUUUCUUGAGGGGCGGGAAGCCCUCUGGAUGCCAGGGGCCUGCUGGAGACCCUUGGUCUCCUGGAGUGUGGAAGAUUGCCUGCCUUUACUCACCGAGGCUUUGGUGUAGACAAUACUGUCCCACAAUAGUGAAGGGAAGGGAAGGAGGAUGGUCUGGCUACGGCAGUCCUCUGAUGGCCAGAGCCUAGGAAUGGGGUCUUUAGGGUCUAGAAGAAUAGAAACCCACACUUGGAAAUACCUCUCUUGAGCCUCUGAGGAACUGGGGUCCCAGCAGCUGCCUCUCUGAGCUUCAAUGGGAAGGGGUGUGGCCACCCCCAUUUUACAGGUGCUGGGUGAUUCAAGGUCUCCGGCAUGUGUGCUGUUUCGCUUUAGUUUAUUACUGGUUUCUUCUGUCGUCCUGGACCUUAACCGCCGGACGUCAGAGCGUUGUGCCCCUGCUGUUGCAGUCUGUGGCUUUCUGCAUGACCUCCUCCGAUUUCUCCAGGACACCCGCGGCUGGUCCACACAGGGUGCUGCUGUGAGUGAGGGUUCCCCCACAGGAUAGCUGGGUAGGCCUUUGAUGCUGUGGGAAAGUGCCAGGCGGGAGGCAGAAGCAGAAACCACAGCGCUGUCAGCUUUGUGGCUUUGUGCGGGUGGGAAGAGCCAUGUGAGAUUCCUCAGUGUUGAUACAGAAAAGGAGGCCGCGGUAGACGGGACCACGGGGUUCAGCAGGGCAGUGUGCCGCCGGCCCCGCCCCUUCUGCAUUCCCAGCCCAUCUCCAGGGAGCCUGAUUUGUUGUAUUUGUUGUUCUGAUGCUCAGGUCCCUCCGCAGAACGUGUGCAUUUUCUGGUUUCCUAUAGGACGCUCUGCCUCUCCAUCUUUUUUUUUUUUU